UUUUGGGGCUACGACGCACGUACGAUGGCGCGCGGACGAGGACAAGGCGGUAUCACGCCGCCGCAGCGGAGCAGUGUCCUGCUGCUACUCGCUACACUGGCGCUAGGUCAGGACGAUCUGUCCAAAUGGAUCGACCCGGACACUCCCCUGGAAGACCACCACUUUGACGUCCCGGAUGGUCCGUAUCGAAUGGGGUUGACGUCACCAGCCAACAACUCGUACCAUUUGAUCUUCUCGGACGAAUUCAACACGACCAAGCGUCUGUUCGAGGCCGGGAACGACCCCAAGUGGACCGCGCUCGAGAACUUGGAUCUGACGAACAUGGGACAGCACUACUUUUCUCCCCAGGCGGUGCAGACCGACGGCGGCAACUUGAUCAUCACCACGUCCAAGCCGAAAAAGGAAUACAAAGGCGCAAAGUACGUCAGUGGGAGUGUGCAGACGUGGAACAAGUUUUGCUUCACCGGUGGGUUUGUGAUCAUGCGCGCAAUCUUACCGGGAAAGUGGGGAAUUCCCGGCACGUGGCCCGCGUUCUGGUUGAUGGGCAACAUCGGCCGCGCAACGUACCUCGGGUCGCAGGACGGUAUGUGGCCGUGGUCGAUGGACACGUGUGCGCCGUGGGUGAACGACUACUUGGACCAGCCGCAGAAGGUCAAUGCAUGCGGGAACCUCACGGACGAAGACGACCCGACGUCGCUGCCGGAGCGAUUCGGGUUGCAUCCGCGGCAAGGGCGCGGCGCGACGGAAAUCGACGUGUUUGAAGUGCAGAUCAAGAAGAAGGACGACCCCGCGUUCAUCUCGACGUCGCUGCAGAUCGCGCCCAGUCUGCACGACAACAUGCGACCGGACGCGAGCACGCUUCCCCGCCCUGGCAUGUGGUACACCAACUUGACGUAUGGCAACUACACCAAGAUCAACAGCGACUAUUACGGCGACGCCAACCUCGAUUCGAUCUCUGCACUGACGCAGUUGGACUCGAACUCGUUCAAGAACUACCACUUGUACGCUCUCGAGUGGCUUCCCGGGAACGAAGGGUACAUUCGAUGGUGGCUCGAUGGCAACUUUCUGUACGAGAUCCAGGGCGCGGCGCUCAACAAGUGGGUCGAUGGCAUCCCCCCCCGCAAGAUCCCCGUCGAGCCGAGCUACCUCAUCAUCUCCACCGCCGUCUCGGAGAAGUUUUCACCGCCUUGCGAUGGCCAAAUGUGCGACUCUCUAUGGCCAGCCAACUUUACCAUCGACUACGUUCGCGUCUACCAAGGUCCGUCCAACAACUACACGAGCAUCGGGUGCGAUCCGCCUGCGUUUCCCACUAAGGAGUGGAUCUACCAGCACCCUGUCGCAUACGGAUUGCCCUACUACACGCCGCUGCCAGUGGCCAAGUACGUGUUGAACGUUGUCGCAGUUGUGGGCGUCGUGUUCUCUGCCGUCAUGGCCGGGUUUGGGACGAGGAACCACCACUUGGCCGCGUGCGUAGGUAGUACCCUUGCCGCGACCUGUGUGUUUCACACGCUAUUCAACGUCGGGUUUACCACGUGGACGAUAUUCCCCAUGGCUGUGGGGUCGCUAUGCGGCGCCGUGUUUGGCCUGCUCAGCUGCUUAUUGCCUGUGCAUAGCUUGGCGGGUACAACUGCGCUGCUGCUGAUGCUGGUAUUGCAUCCGUUCGUGGAUUUGCUACUCCAUCAAGUGCUCACUUUAGCCGCGACGGUGGCUGCGUUCAUGGCGCUGUUCGUGUUGCCAGUGGUGUAUCACGACAAGGUCACGGCAGUCGCAACGUCCAUAUUGGGGGCCUGGGGCGUCGUAGCCAGCGGGUCUCGGUUCAUCCAUGAUGGGCAGUUUCUACUCGGGUUAUGGCACACGCUAUCAUUGCUCGUGUCGGGGCCGUCGACGCCGCCGGCGUUGCUGUGCAACUUGUACUGUGGCGAAUUGUAUUCGACGUGGGGCGUGCUCGCGGCGCUGGCCAUGGCGCUGCAACUGUCGCGUAUAAGCCUCCAUCAUCAUGCAAGCAAAGGGCGCAUGCCGCCAUCCAAUGCGUUCGUCGCGGGCACGGACGGCCGCGCAUGGCCGCCAUCCGAAUCGCACACGAAUCACUUCCAUCUGCAGGACCUGCCCACCAACAUGCAGCCAUUCGCGGCCAUGUCGAGCGUGGCCUCGCAUGUGGCGCGGACGUUUGGAUUCCAGCCAGCGAAUGUGAAGAACCAGACCGAGCACCUCUUGGUGUUACUGGCCAACCAAUCCCGCGGCGGCCACAACCCGUUCGUGGCUCUCCAUGCGACGAUGUUUGAAAACUACCACCACUGGUGCCGCAAGCUCCAGAUCACGCCCAUGACAUCGUCUGCCGUGUCGUCGUCGCUCGAAAGCCUCGCGGCCGACUUGUGUCUGCUCUUCUUUGUAUGGGGCGAAGCCAGCAACCUCCGCCACGCCCCCGAGUUUCUCAACUUCUUGUUCCACAAGAUGAAGCAAGAGUUUGGACGACCACUAUCCCGCGACCCUGGCUUCUUUCUCGACGCUGUCAUUACCCCCGUGUACGCGCUACUAAAAGUGGAAAUGCACAAGGCACUAGAUCACGAAGGGCGCCGCAACUAUGACGACUUUAACGAGUUCUUCUGGACGCGAGCAUGCCUGCAGUACGAGUACAAGAGCCCAGAGUUUGACAGUGUCGACAAUCAUCACUCGUCGGACGCGGCGGCAUCGGUAUCGCCGCCGUGCAUUGCGCAAGCAUGGGCCGCAACCUCCAAAACGUACUUUGAGAAGCGCCAUUGGAUCACGCCGCUUCGGGCGUUUCGCCGCGUGUUUGAGUUUCACCUAGUGACAUUUCACUUGCUUGUGACAGUGGCAUUUGCCGACCAGCUCGCGCUCGACAGUGUCACAGCCAUCCAUUUGGUCUCUAGCGUGUUGUUGACGCCGCUGGUGCUCAACAUUGUGUGGGCUGGCAUCGACCUCAUGCUCAUGUACUCACCCAACACGAUGCCAUUCCCGACCUUGAUCCGCAUGGUGAUUCGUGUCAUCUUCCACCUCGGUACAACCACCAUCUGCGCCCUUCUCUACUGGUACGCCCUCGCGAGCCCGCCGCAGCAAUCGGCAUUUUACUGGACCCAGUUUUACACCCUCACACUGCUUGUGCAUAUCCCGUUUGCAUUCAACAGCAUCCUCCAAGUCUGUCCUGGGCUCACGCGGUGGAUUCGCCAGACUACCAUCGCCCCAGUGCAAACCUUUCGCGAUCUUAUUAGCCCCAUCAAUCGGCUGUACGUCGGCGACAACGUGCUCGAUUCGGCCUGCGACAGCGUCGGGUACCAGCUCUUUUGGCUGUCACUUCUCACGUGGAAAAUGCUCUUCUCGUACAAGUUUGAGAUUGCCCCACUGGUCAAGCCCACAUUGUUGCUCUGGGCCGACCACGUUGAGAACCAAGUGGACAUUGUGCUCACUCUGGCCCUCGUGUACGUCCAGUGGUUUCCGUUUUUUAUGAUCUUUUGCAUCGACGUGACCAUCUGGAACGCGCUGUGGGUUGCGUUCACGGGUACAUUUGUGGGAUUUGGGCUUAAAAUUGGCGAAGUGCGCAAUUUUGAACGCACACGCCAAGCAUUUGUCUCGGCUGCGCUCCAGUUUAAUGCCAAACUCAUCGCAGCCACGUCUAAAACGGGCGUUGAACUGGCAGCGCACCAACAUGAUACAUCCGCCUCGGCCACGUACGGCGCCGCCACCACCACCCGGUCGAAAUCUAUGCAUGAAGUGCUCAAUGUCGUCGAAUCGCCUGUCCACACAACCAACAAGAAGCACGACAAGCAAGAGCUCACGCCCCUGCUCAGCUUUACCCGCCGCAUCCCGAGCCGCCGCGAAAAGCAGGAUGCGCGCCGCCGCGUAUGGACGUCCUUUGGCACGGCAUGGGAUACCGUGAUUGAUAGCUUGAGGGCAGACGAUUUGAUCAGCAACGCUGAGAUGGGACUGCUCAAGUUCCAGCGCAUCCCAUCGUACGAGCGGCAGCUGUUUGUGCCGCUGUUCCAGCUCGCCGGGUGCUUUGAGCAGUUUUGCCUCCAUUUGAACCAAAAUCAAGGCAAUGUCAACAGUAUGAUCGUUCACGACUUGCUCGGUGCCAACCCCAUGAUGGAAGAAAGUAUCGGCGAAGUGUGGGAACUCACAGUGUACAUAUUGACCAACCUCCUCGGGCCAUGUCAUUCCAACGACGUUCGAUUCAUUUGCGCCAUCUUGACAUCGUGGCUUGAGCGAGGCAUGUACCAUGGUAUCAAAUGGGAUAAACUGUCGGCGGCGGCAGACGCGUGGUCGGAUGUCCUCCAUCUGCUCAAGACCAACAUGCCAGCAUGGAAAGCCCAAGCCAAGCACGUACCCACACGCAAACAACCGAGCGAUUACACCCAGUACACGCAGCAACACCAGCAGCAACCAUCUCCCAACCCCAUCAAACCCAUGCACAAGUCGGCUUCCACCACUGGUCUCAACACGCUGUCGGCCACCAACGUACCGCGGCGGUCGCGGGGGUCGGGGGUCGCGCGCAUCGCGGCCAUGCAGCAGAUCCAGCCGCCGCCGCCGCUGCCGCACCUCAAAACGUCCAUCCCCGCCGUGCACAUCAUGCAAGUGCGAGAUAAACUGCGCACGUUUCUAAACGUGGUCAAGACGAUGCUGAGCGGCGGGUUGGAUGACCCGACCGAUGUCCUCGUGGGCGAAACCAAAGCCAUGAACGACCGACUUACGUGGAUGCUGACUCAAGAGCGCGGGUUCAUGUGGGAUGACGAGUACACGGGGGAACAGCUGACGUUGUUUGUGUUUGAUUUGUACGCGGGCACGGCGGUGCGGCACGUGCGCGGCCUCCUCACGCUGCAAAAGACGGACGCCGAGCCGCGGAGCUACGAUGCGCGGCGGCGGCUGCUCUUCUUUGUGAACUCGCUCUUUAUGGACAUGCCCGCGGCGCCGAUGCUCGAGGACAUGCAGAGCUAUUCCGUCAUGACGCCAUUUUACGCUGAAGACAUUAUGUACUCUAAAGCUGACUUGGAAUCCAAGCAAGAUGGGCUGGAUGUACACACUCUCUUGUACUUGCAAACGCUGUACCCGACCGACUGGCAAAACUUUCUCGAGCGAGUUCAGCCCAAGAAGAACAGCAACCUGUGGAAAGACCCAAAUACAGUGCAAGAGCUGCGGCUGUGGGCGUCGAUGCGCGGCCAAACGCUGGCGCGGACGGUGCAGGGGCUCAUGUACGGGGAAGCCGCGAUCCGCCUUCUCGCCGAGCUAGAAAACGUUCCGAGGCAUGGGAUUGAAGACUUGGUCAAGGCCAAGUUUACAUAUGUCGUGGCGUGCCAAGUGUAUGGUCGGCAGAAGCGAAACAACGACGCAAAGGCCAAAGAUAUUGAGUUUCUACUGCACCGAUUUCCCAAUCUCCGCGUGAGCUACAUUGACGAAGUGCGCGUGAACUACCAGAAAGAGCUCAGUUACUUUUCCGUGCUGAUCAAAGGCACGGAAACGCCGAGUGAAGUCGUCGAGUGCUAUCGGAUCCGCCUACCAGGUAACCCCAUUCUCGGCGAAGGCAAGCCGGAAAAUCAAAACUCGGCCGUGAUCUUUACCCGCGGCGAACACCUCCAGACGAUCGAUAUGAACCAAGACGGGUACCUCGAAGAAGCGCUCAAGAUGCGCAACCUCCUCGAAGAGUUCUCGGCUGGCAAUCGACCGUGUACGAUUGUGGGCUUGCCAGAACAUAUCUUUACAGGAAGCAUCAGUUCGCUGGCGAAUUACAUGGCGCUGCAGGAAACCUCCUUUGUGACACUGGGCCAGCGCACCCUCACGCGGCCGCUGCGCGUGCGCAUGCAUUACGGCCAUCCGGAUGUGUUCAACAAGCUCUUCUUUAUGACCCGCGGUGGCUUUAGCAAGGCGAGCAAAGGCAUCAACUUGAGCGAAGACAUCUUUGCCGGAUACAACAACUGUUUGCGAGGCGGGACGGUGGCGUUCCCAGAGUAUGUCAAGUGUGGCAAAGGGCGAGAUGUGGGCAUGCAGCAGAUUUACAAGUUUGAAGCCAAGCUGGCCCAAGGCGCAGCGGAGCAGUCGCUCAGUCGUGACGUGUACCGUCUAGCGCAUCGACUAGACUUUUUCAAGUUGCUGAGCUUCUACUACAACCACGUGGGGUUUUACUUGAGCAUGAGCUUUGUGAUCUGGACUGUGCACGUGUUGGUGUACAUCAACGUCUUACGUGCGUUGCUCGGGGUCGAAGGCACUGGCGGACGCGAAGCUGUGAUCUUAUCCGAGCUCCAAGUAAUGCUGGGCAGCGUAGCCUUCCUUACAACGGCGCCGAUGCUGGCGACGAUUUCCGUCGAGCGGGGGUUCAAAGCGGCCUUGUCCGAGGUGUUUAUGGUUGUCGUGACUGGCGGGCCCAUGUACUUUUUGUUUCACAUUGGCACGAAAUGGUUUUACUUUGGCCAGACGAUCCUCGCGGGCGGCGCCAAGUACCGCGCCACCGGGCGGGGCUUUGUGACCAAGCAUAGUCGAUUCGACGACUUGUUUCGGUUCUACGCGUCGAGCCAUUUGUACGCUGGCUUUGAAAUCGCCGCCGCCCUCGCCUUGUACUACGUGUACACGCAGACCACGCAGUACGUGGCGCUUACGUGGAGCUUGUGGCUGGUGGUAUUUUCGUGGACGUGCUCGCCGUUCUGGUUCAACCCGCUGGCAUUUGAAUGGUCAGACGUGCUUGAAGAUAUCAAGAUUUGGGUCCAAUGGAUGCGUGGCCAAGGCGGCAACGCCAACCAGUCGUGGCUAGCGUGGUUCAAAGAUGAAAACUCGUACUUUCUCAAGCUGCGUCCGUGGGCCAAAGCGUUUGUGUUUCUCAAGGGGUUUCUGCACUUUAUCACAGGGCUGGCCCUGCUCACGUCAGACGACGCGUACCACUCGAUCACAGCUGCGACAUCAUACACGCCGCUGCUCGUGAUGCUGGCGAUGGUCGUGGUCAACUUGGUGCUGUUUUUCCUGCUGUUUGCGCCCCGUCAUCACGGCGGCGGCGGCGGCGGCAAUGAGAGCGGCACCGUGCGGUUUCUCAAGCUCGUGUUUGUGCUCGGCAACACGGCGGCGCUCGUCGCGGGAUGGUCGCUCCUCCCCGGGAUGGUACCAUGUUCGGUGAGCUUUUACUUUUUCAGCGCCGCCGUGGCCACAUGGAUGCUGCUGUUCUUUGGCAGUGACAACAAGCUCGCGAUUCAACUCUUCUUUCUGCACGACUGCGUCCUCGGCGCACUCUGCCUCAGCGUGAUUGUCGUGCUCAGCGCCGUGGUCGUGCCUGGCAAAGUGCAGACGUGGCUCCUGUACAACAAUGCGCUCAGCCGCGGCGUGGUGAUUGAAGACAUCCUCAGAUCCAACUCGUCAGCUAACGACCCCGACGAUGACCUAACUUUGACCCAUAUGAAGAAGAUCAUCCUUGAGCAGCAGCGCGUGAUCGCCGCGCUGACCACCCCUGGCGGCGGCGGCGGCUCGGAUAGUGGUGACACGGCCGACAAGAUGGCAACUGCCAAGGACAACUUUAGCCGCGCCCAUGUGAGCGACUCGGACCUGUUGGACUUGAAGGACGCAUCGUUCAAGCUAACGCAGAUGCUCCAUGGUGACUACCACCAGCAGAACCACCAGCACCAGCAGCAGCCACCCAAGGACACGACGGUGCAAGUGCCGUUUCAGCGCGUCCGCCGCGCCAACUCGACCGACUUUCACGCAGCUAAAUUGGUCCCCCAACACCAGCAGCCACUCACUCAUCCCCCCAAGCAUUAGGAACACGGCAGGAUCAAACCCAACUUAUUGAUUGGGCCAUGUGAACGAUUCAUAUAAUAGUACAUGAUAUAGACUAACUACUUCAUAAUGUGUGAUAGAUGAUACACUACUUACUGUAA
Molecule: messenger RNA, 7862 nt
Organism: Aphanomyces astaci
Lineage: Eukaryota; Oomycota; Saprolegniomycetes; Saprolegniales; Verrucalvaceae
Exons: 5
Coding region: 25-7743 (2572 amino acids)
Biological process (GO): (1->3)-beta-D-glucan biosynthetic process
Cellular component (GO): plasma membrane; 1,3-beta-D-glucan synthase complex
Molecular function (GO): 1,3-beta-D-glucan synthase activity; hydrolase activity, hydrolyzing O-glycosyl compounds
Source: RefSeq, a predicted model, not a curated record